UACCAUGUGAAGAUGAGCGCAGAGAUUGAGGUGAUGUAUCUGUAAGCCAAGGAAUGACAAGGAUUCCCAGAAAACCACCAGAAGCUAGGAGAGAGGCCUGGAACAGAUUCUCCCUCCAAGCUCUCAGAAGAAACCAACCUUGCCAACACCUUGAUCUUGGAUUUCUAGCCUCCAGAACUGUGUCGCCAGCACCAAUAGACUGAAGACGUCUGCAGAACAUCAGGGUUCUUCCUUCACAGUUAAAACUCAGGUACUUUAUGACCCAGGCUGCCUUCUGGAUCAGAAAGAUACUGGAAGCUGUAAAACACACAAGCCAGGCUUUAUCACCUAUGUGUGCAGAAGGACACCAGCCCUGAGUGUGUGCCACUUCAUGCCCCUGUCACGUGCUCCUCUUUUUACCCGACUCCACUUUCCCGGGUCCAUCCCUGGAUAGAGGAUGAAAGAAGCCACGGUAAAACCUGGCUGCCUGGGGCUAGCUGCCCAUUCAUGGAGAAAGCACCAACUGAAAUGGAAUAUACCUUGAAAAAUACAAAGUUCUGGAGAAUCAAGGAAGGGAGAGAUCACGAACAGCUCCAUGGAAUCCAUGAGCGUUGAAGAGAGUUCUUCACAGAUAUUACAACGCACUAGUGACACACAGGCAGGAGCUUUGUACCCUGUGCACACUGAAAUCCAACUCACCCAUGCCUAUUUCCUGUAAUGGACGAACUUGAUGCUAAUGUGAGUUCCAAGGAGGGUUUCGGGUCAGUGGAGAAAGUCGUGCUGCUCACAUUUCUCUCGGCUGUUAUCCUGAUGGCAGUCUUGGGGAACCUGCUGGUGAUGGUGGCUGUGUGCAGGGACAGGCAGCUCAGGAAAAUAAAAACCAAUUAUUUCAUUGUGUCUCUUGCCUUUGCGGAUCUGCUGGUGUCAGUGCUGGUGAUGCCCUUUGGUGCCAUUGAGCUGGUUCAAGACGUCUGGAUUUAUGGGGAGAUGUUUUGCCUCGUCCGGACAUCUCUAGACGUCCUGCUCACAACAGCAUCGAUUUUUCACCUGUGCUGCAUUUCUCUGGAUAGGUAUUAUGCCAUCUGCUGCCAGCCUUUGGUCUAUAGGAACAAGAUGACCCCUCUGCGCAUCGCAUUAAUGCUGGGAGGCUGCUGGGUCAUCCCCAUGUUUAUCUCUUUUCUCCCUAUAAUGCAAGGCUGGAAUAACGUUGGCAUAAUUGAUUUGGAAAGGAUAUCCAAACCAAGGCUGGGCCAGGAUUUGCAUGUGAUAGAAAAAAGGAAGUUCAACAAGAACUCUAACUCUACGUACUGCAUCUUCAUGGUCAACAAGCCCUAUGCCAUCACCUGCUCUGUGGUGGCCUUCUACAUCCCGUUUCUCCUCAUGGUGCUGGCCUAUUAUCGCAUCUAUGUCACAGCUAAGGAGCAUGCCCACCAGAUCCAGAUGUUACAACGGGCAGGAGCCCCCUCAGAGGGCAGGCCCCAGCCAGCAGACCAACAUAGCACUCAUCGCAUGAGGACAGAGACCAAAGCAGCCAAGACCCUGUGCAUCAUCAUGGGUUGCUUCUGCCUCUGCUGGGCUCCAUUCUUUGUCACCAAUAUUGUGGAUCCAUUCGUAGACUACACUGUCCCUGGGCAGGUGUGGACCGCUUUCCUCUGGCUUGGCUACAUCAAUUCUGGGUUGAACCCCUUUCUCUACGCCUUCUUGAAUAAGUCUUUUAGACGUGCCUUCCUCAUCAUCCUCUGCUGUGACGAUGAACGCUACCGAAGACCUUCCAUUCUGGGCCAGACUGUCCCCUGUUCAACCACAACCAUUAAUGGAUCCACACAUGUGCUAAGGGAUGCAGUGGAGUGUGGUGGCCAAUGGGAGAGUCAGUCCUACCCCCCAACAACUUCUCCUUUGGUGGCUGCUCAGCCCAGUGACACUUAGGCCCCUGGGGCAGUGACCCUGAAGACAGCCAUCCCUCCAAGAGAGGGCCAGGUCCUAAGCUGCUGCUCGUGCCUGACUGCACCCGGUAUUCUCUUCACCCAGCAUUCCAUCCAUUGGUGCAGGCACCCCAUGCCCAUCGGGCUUUUCCUCCAGGAUUCCAGCAUGUGGCAGGGGACAGGAGGGCUCCCUUGUUCACUGGGGGUUCUCCUCCAGAGAUCCCCCUUGAAGGGAUCUUUUUAUUUCCUAGCACUCCCACUUCCCGGCUUCAUAGUCACCCUGGCCUCAUAGUCUCUGUUGUCCCCAGUAUAUCCCCUUACUGUGCCUGGUUUGUCUCGCUCAUGUUUCAAACACAAUCACUCACUGUGUCCUAUCUCAGUCAUAGGUGUCCGCAAAUAUUCCUUCUUUGCUGUGCCUGCUCACAUGCACUGUCAAAACACAUCCUGCCUGCACCUGCCUUGGUCAGAGUUGUGUUCCAAAAGCACGCAUCUCUUGCUUGUUUGUGUCUGUCACAGCCAUGUUCAAACUACUCACCAGCUCAUCUCUGUCCUGCUCUGUGCCAGACACUAAUACACUUUCCUCCCGGAAUGUGGGUCCAAAUGUGCAUCCUCCUGGCCAGCCCCCCAUAUCAGUCACAGACUUCCACUUGCUUUGCCUUAUGUCCAUGUCAGUCCUUCUCUUCAGGACAUGCUCCAUUUACUCACCAUGGAAGAAACAGGGCAAAGAUCCUUCAGAGGAAAACAGUCUCUGCAGCAACCUCGGAGGGAAGCUGAAGACAGACAGCUCCCUGCCAGUGCCAUGGCCUCAGGCCCUCCUGCUCUGAAAUGCUCGCUUUCCUGGAACAAAUCCUCUCCUAAAGCGCCUUGGGCAGGGAUGGCGGCAUCAUAGUGUUUAUUGAAAGACUUUGGAAUCUUUCCCACGAGCUUGUAGCAAAGCCCAUGGUACCAAUUUAUAACCCUUGAAUCUGGCCUUGCUGCUCCCAAAGGAGAAAACAAUUGGAGGCGCACACUGCCGAGACGUGUCACUCACUGCAGUUUCCCCAGGUGGAGGAGGCAGAACCAAGCAGCGCUUGCGGUGGAAAACAGUGCUUGACUUCAAGUCAGAGGACCCGAAUUCCAGCCCUGGCUCCACUCCUAACAUGUGGGAGAUCGUGACCUAUGCCCUUCCAUCCCUGGACCUCACUUUCUGCAUCUGUCAACUGAAGUUUGGACCAGGGGAUCUCUAAGAUUCCGUUCUGUUUCUGUGACAACAGGAUGCUGCUAUAGCCAUCAGCUACCUCAGAAAGGUGUGGCCUGCCUGCCUUUUGACUUUGUUUCAGAGGAACUAGCCACCUCAUUUGGGCCUUCUAGACCCUUGACCUUGCCAGCUUUGCCCUUCAGAUAAACCUGGAUGUCUUUCAUUCAAAGCUAAGUUCAUGGCUCUUACCACCUGCCCCAGAGUGAAGGUCCCAGGGAGGUAAACGCCGCCACAUCCCAGAGCCGUGUGAGGUUUCAACUUUGGUCUUGGCUGUGAUUUGAUAGCAUCUCAGGACUUCAUCAUACUGUCCUUGUUCCUGCUGCUUAAGAAGUCAGGUGUCAUUUCCAUUGACGUUUACUUUAGUUCUGGAAUUGCACCAGACUGGAAAGAGACUUGGAAUGAGGAAGAGAAGAUUGCCCCAAACCACCCAAAUACAAGAAAAAAAAGAAAAAAAAAAAUUAUGUGCCCUGCAAAGGCUUACAAUUUUGUUGUGGAUAAAGUCAUUCCUUAGGGAAGGGGAAAAGCCUCUAAUGAGAAAUGUGACUCGGGACUCCCAAAUGCUGCUGAGAAAGACUGCGCCCCACUGAAAUGCUCCUGGUGUAGGCUGGGGCUCUCACUGAUCCGUGGAGCAGAUUCAUCUGGGGACCUGUUCUCGUCAUAUAUGAAGAAAGUUUAUUUAAGUCCUUACUUGCACAUUGACUCUGGAUGGACCAAUCCCCUGUGCUUUUUUAAGUCACUGUUCCUCUGCCAUUAAUGAGAUUGGGGCACAGGAGGCAACCACCUUUUUGAGGAUGAUCCUUCUCUAAUACAAAGGAGGGAGCAGCAAGGUAUUGAGCCCCAAGGCCCUGAACCUGGCAGUGAGACUCACACUAUUUGUCUGGCUGCUGCACACGCUGUUCACAACCUCUGUGAGCACACAGUAAGGAUGGGCGCAGCAGAGAAGCAGCACAGGCACUAAAUCAAUUGCUGACUUACUGUGUGACCCUGAACUAAUAACUGGACCUCUCUGGCCUCAGAAACAAUCUCUCCUGCCUACUUCAUGAAGUUGCUGUGGAGAAAAAUAAGAUAAUUUUUGUGAAGAUGUUCUGUAAAUCAUAAAAUGACAUUCUGUUUAUUAUGACUUUGGGUUACUUUGGAUGCUCCUGGGCGCUCAAGGACUAAGAAUUUCUUCACCAAGAGGUGGACCAAUUUAGAGAGUGAGCUUUCUGUAUUGAAAAACAAUACCAAGUGAUCAUCUUUUUGGGGUCCAUUCUUCCAAAUUCACCCCUCUGCAUUUAGUUAUUCUAGGUUACCCAAAACACACAAACAUUGCAAAUUUAUACAUCACAAACACUCUUAAUUGAGGGGAUUUUGUUGUUCUCAAAGUAAAGAGGUGGAUGGAGAGAGAUGGGGACUACAGACUAACUUUGGUGAGAAUGAGUCUAAUUUUUCAUGUAACUUCAAAGUCACAUGGAAUAAAUUCAAAUGCCUUUUUGCCAUGAAAACAUUUAUUUAGAGGAAAAAGACUUGGGUCAUUGAAAUUAUCCCCACCCUGUAAAUUCUCUCUCUCUCUCUCUCUCUAUAGAAUCCCCUGUGAAAAGAACCCUCCAACAUAAAUCAGAUCAUGAAUGACCAGCUAACAAGAAUGUUACAUAAAGAGUCUACUAAGAUACUGAACCAGAUAAUUUUGAGAUUUUUUCCUAAUCUGAUAGUCUAUGUAAAUUAUUGUUAAUUAUCGUUUAGUAUUAUUUAGCUAACACCUUAAUUUUGUUUACAUUUUUAAUAAAGCAGAAUUACAAGUGGGGCCACUCAUACAGUUUCUAGCAAACUGAGUCCCUUUGUGUAAUCAACAUAUAAAGUACAUGUGUGCCCAUUAUACAGAACAUGGAACUUAAUUAUAUAACUCAAAGGCUUACAAGUUUUAAUGAUGGUUGUAUUUUUGUUUUUAUGAAAUUGUUAGUUAUGCUUCUGAUUUAUUUGAAGCUAAAGCUUUGAAGUACUAGGAUCCCUGAUUCUAAUUUGUUUCUAUGGAAAGCACCCUUGGCUUUACAAUAAUCCACUUUUUGAUGCAGUUCCCCAGAAUGUG
Messenger RNA from Balaenoptera acutorostrata (minke whale), 5203 nucleotides. It is a transcript of the gene HTR4, whose product is annotated as 5-hydroxytryptamine receptor 4. The transcript is spliced from 12 exons. Gene Ontology annotation, biological process: regulation of appetite; adenylate cyclase-activating adrenergic receptor signaling pathway; chemical synaptic transmission. Gene Ontology annotation, molecular function: G protein-coupled serotonin receptor activity. The record is from RefSeq and is a predicted model, not a curated record. Gene Ontology annotation, cellular component: plasma membrane. Lineage: Eukaryota; Metazoa; Chordata; Mammalia; Artiodactyla; Balaenopteridae. The coding region runs from base 697 to 1905 and encodes 402 amino acids.